GCCCGCUCCGUCCCGCGGCGGCUCGUCAGCGCAGGGUGAGGCCGCGUCCGCGCAGCCGGGCUCCACCCGGAGCGCGAGCGCCGAGGCGCCGCUACCCCGCAAACCGGGAAGCGUGGGAGCCGACGCGGGGGCUCCCCGCUAACCCUUCCGGCUUCCUCGAGCGCCGCGCGCACUCCGGUUCCGUCACCGCGCGGGCCCGGCCCCGGGUGUGUCCCGGCGCGCGGCCGGAGGCGGCCGAUGAGGAAACUGAGGCACAGAGAUGAAGCACCUUCCAGGACGUUACAGAUCUUGGUUGAACCGAGGCUGCCCAGGCCCUCGUGCCGAUUCCUUUGCGCGCUGGCAAAGGCUCCAGCAAGCAGUCCAGCUGAAAUACUACAAAACAGAGCACCUGGAGAAGAGCUGUUCCAGAACCUUCCGAACCUGCUUCCUUCCGAAUGACAUAAAUUUUUAACACUGAAGGGAGCAGAGCUAAGCGAGCCUUCUUACCGGAUUCCAAGUUGAUUCUAAGAAGAAGUGGCAUGGGCAGAAGAAUUUCGGAUGGUUAGGGUAACAGGAGGUGGCCAGCGCUGGGAAGAUUGGGGCGCUUGUGACUGCUCUGCUUGAGAAAAGGAUUUGGAAGGGAUGCAGGAUCCAUAAAGCAGGGAGGUGAUCCAGAAAAGGAGAGGAUGAGGAAGGAAGGAGAAAAAGAGAAAAUGGGAGGCGACUUCCCACACUAUGGUCGAGAAAUCCCUUGGAGGGAAAUCUGGGUAAGGGCAUGGCCCUAACCUUGGGGAGAUCCAAUGACCUGCCCUCUCUGAAAUCUGGGGGUUCCUCCCUGAGACUUGGGUCACACAGCCCAGUCAUGCCUUGGUGUGCAUCCUCCAAAGCCGGGAUCUGUCCAGGCUCUAGAGCAGCAGCUGCUGGAGGGGACCUCACCAGUUCUCUGAGAGCAACUUCCCUUUUUUAUUUAUUUUUUAAUGUUUAUUCAUUUUGAAAGAGAGGGACAGAGCACAAGCAGGGGUGGGGUGGAGAAAGAGGGGGACACAGAAUCUGAAGCACGCUCCAGGCUCUGAGCUGUCAGCACAGAGCCUGACGUGGAGCUUGAACUCACGAACCGCGAGAUCAUGACCUGAGCCGAAGUUGGAUGCUCAACCGACUGAGCCACCCAGGUGCCCCUGAGAGCAACUUCCCUUAAGUGUGCACCAGCACAGUUUUAAAAUUACUUCAUUUGAGGUAUGUCUCCUUAUGUUGUGUCUGAUAUUCCUUAUUAUAAAUGCUUUGCUACCUUUUAACUUGUAACAUUAACGGAAGCUUUGUGAGAAAAGCAGGUAGUGGUUACACCGUUUUACAGUGUGGGACCAGAUCUUCAGGAAGGCGAGUGACCCGCCCAGGGAUGCACAGCCCUGUGAUGGUGGAGCGGUGGCAGCUGCCUUCUGUAUUGAUCCCCAGGAGGAAGUAAGAGACUGCCGUCGCUCACACCCUCGUGUGAGGAAAUUGACAGAGAGGCCGGAUUAUAUGCCUCCAUUCACCUAGAGAGUUUAGGAAGAGUUUAGGCUUGGCCCAGAUCCAUCUCCUUUACCUUUGGUCGUUAAAGAAUUAGGGACUUAAGGUCAGACAUCCGUGUUUACUGUCCUGUUUCUGUAUCUGGGAGGAGGAAGGAUUGCUUUUAGGCAUUUGUUUUACCUCGUAACCCUUAAGGUUGCGUUCAGCUAGCCAGAUGCGGUCAUUGCUAGACCAGUGGUUCUGGCUGCCCAGGAUAAGACCUCUGCCAGCUUUGCUUUUAGACAAACAGAAAGCCAGGAGGAAGUAGAAGAGGGAAAGGCAGCUGUCUGUCCUACUAGAAGAGCUAUAGCCCAUGUAAGGGAAGGAUUCUUUUCUGAACGUCUGGCAUCUCACCAAGCAGGGGAUACAUUUAUUUCUCUUUUCAAGAACUUCCUUCAGGUGACUCUGCCCAAUUUUGCCCCGGAUGGGACUCGCCAUUGUUGGCCUGCCGACCGCCCUUAAUGUCUCGCUCUCCACUCCUUUGCUCUGUUUCGUCAUUAGGUGAUUGAAGAACACAGCCUCUUGGCCUGUUUCUUGAAUGGUUUCAUCUGACUCAUGGACCUUAGGCUCUCACAUUUCUCUGGUGCUUUGAAAAAGACAAGGUUCAUUCUAGUCUCAUCCCCUUAGUCUCGGCAGACAGCGUCCCUUAGCGUUUGGGACCUAAAAUUAAACUCCAGGAAUCCGAGACCUUUGGACCAAAAUCAAGUCUGACAUCUUCAUUUGACAUGUGGAGAGACAUAAAACCAGAUUGGUGGUUCUCCCCAGGUUUUUAUAUAGCUACCAACAGAGCUAUGACCAAAUUCCAGAUUACCUGGUGAGUGCUUACCCCACAGGGCUUCCAUCUGGUAUUUUGCCGAUUCCUGCCAAGGAUGCCACCUGCCCUGUGGGCCGGUGGAUUUGAUCCUCAGGCUGCAGGGUUAGGGCUUGAGCGUGCUUGGGACUUACUGCAGCCUCUCAGGGUGAUCACCUUUUAGAGGCAGGCACUCUCUAAACCUCCAUGGUGCUCUGCGGUCAAGGUCAUGCUGGUAUCCUGGUAUCUGUGGAGGUUAGUUUCUUGGCCAUUUAGGGGCCACAGGAGUAAAAAGUGCAACCGAGGCAUUCCUCUUUAGUGAGUCUGAGUCUAGCAUUUAUCACUUGGCCUUGGGCCAAUUACUUAACCUCUCUGUACCUCAAAUUCUUCCUGUGUUGUAUUGUGGGAAUAAUCAUAGUAUCCCUCUCACUGAUGGGAGGCAUAAAUGAGUCAACAUUCAUAAAAAUGCUUACAAUAAGCAGACACAAAAGACCUCAAGAGCUUCCAAGUUAAGUUCCUUUUUUAAAAAAAUUUUUUUUUAAAUGCCUUAGUUUUGAGAGAGAGAGCAUGCACGCAAGUAGGGGGAGGUGCAGAGACAGAAGGAGACACAGAAUCCAAAGCAGGCUCCAGACUCUGAGCUGUCAGCAUAGAGCCCGACGAGGGCUUGAACUCACAAGCCGGGAGAUCGUGACCUGAGCCAAAGUCAGACAUUUAACCAACUGAGCCACCCAGGCGCUCCAAAUUCCUUUUUUUAAUGUAGAAACGUUCCCCAAUGGGGUUUCUAUGUAUCGGUCACACAUGCCACAUAUACAAACAUAAAAUGCACGGUACAGUUACACAUGUAGUGAGCUUAUUUGAGAGGCCAAAACAACUACAUUUGGCGACACUUGUACUACCAGAAUAAAUGAAUUGAUUUAUAGAUGCCCUGAUAUAACACUGGCUCCUUUUACCAAUCGCCAAGGUAUUAGUGCGUGUGAGGGAGACACUUGACCUCAAACUGGCCAUCUCCUUUGAAUUCUGUCCUAGUUCUUUCUCUGUUCCGGAUAUUCUGUUUACUUCAGAUAGCCCCUGUUUGCAUGGUGCUAAGAACAUUUAUAAAGAUCUUCAAAUUUCAGAUCUUCCUGGUUGAGGGGAAAACCUUAAACAAAUCCCCCCAAACCUAAACAUUUUCUCAACAGUGUCUCUUCUCCACGAUGGACUAUACUAUGUAAUAACGUGGUAACAUUCCACUAUGGACAGAAGUCCCAUUUCCACAUCACCUUGUGGCCGUGCGGUGCUCUCAUACGUGUAAGGGCUUCUGCUGGGGACAAGGACGUGGCUUUAGAGGCUUUGUACUUCACCUGCUGUGACACGCACGUGCAACUGUUACCAUUUGCGUUCCACUUCACUAGAGAAGUAUUUCUCCCCCUUUCAGCCCUACCAUCCCCUUCGUCAUCCUGAAGUAAAACUUACAAAUAAUAGUGGUGACCUAUAGAUGUAACUUCCGAAAUAUCAACACGUUACCUAUGACCUAAAGGAAAGUAACUUGUUAGAACAGUACUAUCUCAGCACUUAAAGGCUGGACGAAAUAGAUGGCAGCAUCUAUAGAAUCACUGUGAAUACAACAGCUACAGACACAAUCCGGUGAACGAAUGUCAUCUCUGUGAAUUCAAUACCGUGAGUGGUUUGAGUUUCCUGGAAUGGCGAACACUUCCUAAUAUCCAAAGAAAAAGAAGUGUAUUUCCUUAAUUAUCCAAUAUAUAUCAAAGCUGUGCAAAAUAUUUUGUAUCUGCAUGUAAAGCAGCGUUAGGUAACUAUUAACAACUUGUUUGAAAGUCUCACAGGAUCAGGAACAUUUUUUGUUUUGCAGGAAUGCCCAUCAUCCCUGACCUGCACUAAAUUCCAAUAGCUCUAUCCAGUCAACGGGACAGUGAAAAAGAAAAAAAUGAAAAACCCUCACCGAUUCCCCAAACUUUCCCAAGGAGGAUUACUGUAAUAAGAGAGAGAAGUAGCGGUGAACCACCAACAAAUGCUAGAGUAGCUAAAGGGUCUGGGCCGCAAGACUGCAGGCCAGCCGGCCCGCCAGCAGGGGGGCCAAGUCCGGUUAAGGGAGGAGGCAUCAGGUAUGCAACUGGAUUUGUGCCGCAAGGAUCAAAAAAGGUUAGCCUCUUACUCAACCCGGUGGUAGGGCUUCCGCGUACCGUUUCCAGCUGAAAGGCAGGCUUUUGGCAAAGCUGGAUACAGACGGCAUCACCCUGGAUACAGACAGCAGCCCUCUUGGAUACAGACGGCAUCAUCACACUGCCCUCGAGGCUCACCCUGCAUGACUUCUCGGUGGAUGUCUUCCAUUCACCUUCACAUCUGGGAGGUUCCUGGUCUAGGAGAAAGGAAAUACCUGUGAAACCAGAUCAUCUCCUAACCCGGCAGAUGUGUGAGCAGAAGCAUUAGGGGGAACGUUACACAGUUUGCAGUCUGUUGUCAAGCACAGGGGCUCCAGAUGAGUCCACGAGAGAAUGGCUUAAAGAAAAAGCUUCAGUGGGGAAACUUGGGAGUCCAGAGAUGGGGGAGAAGAAAAGGCGCAGAUUCCCACAUUCUCCCAUUUUCCCAGCAGGAAGGCUGUGGCAGCCGGGGUGCUCCGCCGGUCACUCGGCACAGGUCAGCGUCCCGGGAGAGGGCCUUGCCGCUCUUCCCUUACGAGCCAGUGUAAGCACAGCCCUGUCGGCGGGGGGUAAAUAGAUCGCUUGGUGCCAGGCAGUCUGUGGGGUGCCGGCUGUUUAACAGGGUGCGUCUGAGAAGCUAGCCGCCUAGUACCUGGGAGCCUUGAGAUCCUUGGGAGGUGCCGGCCCUGCCGGCAGCAGGAAGUCUGUGGGAAGCCGAGCUUAUGUUCUAGACCCUCCUACGUGAGGAAUGUCGGGUGGGGGGGAGGCUGGUUUCAGCCAGCACAUUUCUCAGGCCACUUAGAGUAGGUUUCUAAGGUUUUUUGGGGACAGUUCUACUUGUUAAGUUAUAAGAACUUACUAAAUACAAAUGUCUGGGCCCCAUAUCAUACCUGCUAGGCCUGAGGCAAAGCCAAGAUAUCUCGAGCAACAAGCUCUAGAAGGGAUUCUGAUGCGGCUGUGUAUAACCUUUUGGAGCCCAGUUUUACUCCUGUCACACAGCCGUUUUCGCCAGCCCCUCCUGCCACAGCCUCUGAAAGUUGGCAGUGUCUUUUCUGUACAUCGAAGCAUUAAGACCGAGCUCUGACUAGCCCUGUUACAUCAUUUCCCAUCAGCAGGAAUCCUAGCAUGUGAACUGCACGUGGUCAUUCGGUCGGAGGGAGGACAGCGGUGGACGCUGGAUCUUCAGUGACCGAAAAUCCCUGUCUAGGUGACGGAAGCUACCCAGUCUGCUUUCUGUUUGUCAGAUGUGAGCUGGCCUAGAUGAGCUCUGUGGAGAUGAACUCGGAUGGUCUCGGAAAAGGAGAUUUGAACUGAGCCAAAGCAUCAACACCAAUCAGGCUAUUGCUGAAGAAUAGAGUUUUCAGGGUCAGCAAUGGAAGGUUUCAGAGGGAAGACUGCCCAAGGUCGUACGAAUGAAGAAGCCUGUAAAAGUGGGGGCCGGUUGUCAAGGCAGACAAAAUGUCCCGUACGGAAGACAUCUUCUUUUGGGAAAACAGCGAUCAGAAAAGUGUCAGUGACCCUCAAGGAAAUUUUCACGAGGGAGAGAGGUCCCGAAUCUAGUGAAUUUAGCCCAAGCUCAGAAGUUAAUACCCAGCAGAAAACUCCAGAGGGAGCUAGAUCCCCCAUAUCUAGGAAACACUUCGAAGACAAUUCAGACUUAAUUAAACACCAAAAACUCUUCCCACAGAAGAAACCCUGUAAAUGCAGUGAAUGUGGCAAAGCCUUCAGUUACCAGUCAGACCUUACGGUCCACAUUAGAACUCAUGGUGGAGAAAAGCCUUUUGAAUGCCACGAGUGUGGGAAAACCUUCAGCCGAAGCACACACCUUCUCGAACAUCAGAGAACUCACACUGGAGAGAAGCCGUAUGAAUGCGGUGAGUGUGGAAAGGCUUUCAGCCGGAGUACUCACCUUAGUCUACACCGGAGGAUCCACACGGGAGAGAAACCGUAUGAAUGCGGUGCAUGCGGAAAAGCCUUUAGCCGAAGCACUAACCUCAGUCAGCAUCAGCGAACUCACACCCAAGAAAGACCUUACAAAUGUAACGAGUGCGGGAAAGCCUUCGGUGACCGGUCAACCGUAAUUCAGCAUCAGCGCAUACACACCGGCGAGAACCCGUACGCGUGUCGCGAAUGCGGGAGAGCUUUCAGCUGGAUCUCCUCCCUCGUUGAGCACCAGAGGACGCACACCGGGGACAGCCCCUACGCGUGCAGUGGCUGCGGGAAGGUGUUCAGCAGAAGCUCGUCCCUUAGCGAACACCAGAGGAUCCACACCGGAGAAAAGCCCCAUGAGUGUGGAGAGUGCGGGAAGGGCUUCGGUCGGAGCUCCUCCCUCAUCAUUCACCAGAGAACUCACACGAGAGAGAAGCCGUACAAAUGUAACGACUGUGGGAAAGCCUUCAGUCAGAGUUCAACUCUCAUCAGACAUCAGCAGCUUCACGUGAAAGGGUAAUACCUGAGGUCUCGUUGAUGGCAGCAUAAGAGCACACAGCGUGACUUCCUGUCGCUACACGUCUUGGAAGUCCCCCCCUCUACUAGCUGGCCAGAAGCCGAUUUCAAGUUAGCCUUCCUGCCUUCCUUCCUUGAUGCUCAAAGGACUGAUCAAGACAAGGGGAUGACUUUCAGAAGCCAACACGUUCCAUCCCCUAUUCUGGAGGACUCCAGACUUAGAGUAUAGACCUCCUACCUGACACCUUGUAUUUGCUCACUUUAUCUGUUCCGCAGGGCUUGGCUCCCUGAACAGUCAGUGAACCUUCUGUUUCCCGACCGUGUCAGUCCCUUUACUUAAGAGGAAAUCCUGUGUGUGUGUGUGCGUGUGUGUGAGAGAGAGAGAGAGAGACAGAGAGAGAGAAAGAUGCUGGCUCUAGUCACAGAAGAGAAGGAGCUGGCUUCAGAACAGGACAAAACACUCCCACCGGUUUGGUGAUAAUAGUGUUGAGGCAAAUUCAGUCCCUCAUCUCAUAAGGACAGAUUUUUCUCUUAAACCUUUUUUGCUGUAGCGUAUUUUCCUCAAAGUAUAAACCAUGGUUCUAGUAAUGUGCUUAAUUAAUCCUAGUAGUAUUUUAUCUCUUCCUUACCAAGAAUGUCCUGACACUUAACGUUUAAUUUUUCCAUUAUUUAGAAAAAAUGCUGCCCUAGUUUUUAAAUUUUUCUUUUGUUUACAGACUUCAUGAAGCUUUGGCCCUCUGGCCCUAAUGCUCACUGAUCCUGUAGAGCUGAUCUCUCAAGGACAAAUUCAGUGCCUAUUUCUUAGUCUUUUUCCUACUUGACAUUUGCAGAAUUGGCACUUUUGGCCACUCUUAGGCCUUAACAUUUGGGCUUCUGCUGGGAUCCAUGAUUGUGUGCUGAUCCACACUUUCCCUACCUCCCAACAUUCUCUGAUUAACAGUGAUGAGCUCUAUAACUUUGGGCAAGAAUUAGACCAGAAUAGUCUCAUUUUAUCGGGCCAUAAUACUUGAGGUUAUUCAAUGAGGUUGCAAGCUUCUUGAAGACACAAACCUUUCUUUAGAUCCCUUUAAAGCAUCCAAAGUGCUGAGCAGUCCCUAAAUGCCCUGUGAUUAUUGCCCGCCUUAUCCCAGGUAAUCAGUUGGCUAGGUUUUAUCUGAAAUGGCUUACGAGUUGAUUUCUCUCUCUGUUCUUAACUGCUGCUGCCGGGGCCCCAGGAGUUUGGGCCCAGAUUGUGAGAGUAAACACCAUUGCCCUUGUCUCCCUGUCUCCAACUCGAUGCCUGACUAAACAAUCACCUUGUCUGAAGAGUCCUCAGUUCUCAUUGUCCCUGGGAAAAAGGUCAAACUGUAACUUCAAGGCCUUCCACAGUUAGGUCCACUUCCUUAUUUUCCAUUACUGCCUGGUAUCCGUGGGCAGACCUGUCCUUUGUCUCUACCACAUCCUCUGUUCACACUUGGCUUCUUUUCAAACUAUUCUGUGGCACCCUUUUACACUUCCUGCUUUCUUCCUUGUGUCUCCGGAAAUCCUAUCCACACUCAAGUCUGCCCCCACUGACACUUCUAGUUCCCCACCUGAGAAGUUCUUUGCAGAAGGGACACCUGGGUGGCUCAGUCGGUUGAGUGUCUGACUUCGGCUCAGGUCACGGUAUCAUGGUUCGUGAGAUUGAGACCUGCGUCCGGCUCUGUGCUGACAGCUCAGAGUCUGAAGUCUGCUUCAGAUUCUGUGUCUCUCUCUCUCUGCCCCUCCCCCACUCACACUCUCUCUCAAAAAUAAACAUUAAAAAAGAAGUCCUUUGCAGUGAUGGUUUGCGUGUAUUUUCCUACAUUACACACUUUCUUAUUCUGUUCUCAGAUCCUUUCAGGUGCUUUUUUUCCAUAAACUUUUGAAGUUAGAAAUUGUCUUAAAUCUCUUAGAAGCCCCAUCUAACACAUGGUACGAUGCAGGUCUGCACUCUGGUUUUAAUCUAAACCAGGAGGGUUUAAUUUAAUAGUGCAGUGUCUUUAGUCUUUUGACCGAUGAGAUGACCUCACAAAUAUUUUGGUCCUUUUUUGUCCUACUUUGAAUUAUGUAAAUUCACUCUUGGGACUAAGUGUCCUUUAGAGCUCUGGGAUGCUGGCAUCUUGGCUUUCCAUCUCAUGGGACUGUUGUAAGGAACAAAUGAAAUGAGUUUAUUCAUGUAAAGUGAUGAAAACAGUGGCUGACAAAGUAAGCGCUCAAUAAAUGCUAAUUGUUAUCAUUCUACUGCUUCA
This is a messenger RNA of Neofelis nebulosa (Clouded leopard), 9143 nucleotides long. RefSeq names its product zinc finger protein 391 (gene ZNF391). Bases 5822 to 6898 code for a protein of 358 amino acids. Gene Ontology annotation, biological process: negative regulation of transcription by RNA polymerase II; regulation of immune system process; regulation of cytokine production. The transcript has 5 exons. Lineage: Eukaryota; Metazoa; Chordata; Mammalia; Carnivora; Felidae. The record is from RefSeq and is a predicted model, not a curated record.